GUGGGUUUCAGUAUUUCUCAUCUCAAACCUCUUACCUCCCCAUUGAUUUUGGGUUUCUUUCCUUCUUCAAUCAGCUCACAAUGGCUUCUGGGAGGCUUAUUCAAAACAAGAAACAAGCUUUUUGGUUCUAUAGGAUCAUCUCCAUGUUCUAUGACAGCAUCUCAAACCCUCAACACUAUACUGAAGAAAUGAGGGAAGAAGCCCUAGAGCCCUUGGACCUUCAUGAUAGGAACUUGAUAGUGGUAGAUGUUGGAGGUGGAACAGGGUUCACUACUUGUGGUGUUGUUAAACAUGUAGAUGCCAAGAAUGUUACCAUUCUUGACCAAUCUCCUCACCAACUUGCCAAGGCAAGGCAGAAGGAGCCAUUGAAGCACUGCACCAUCAUUGAAGGUGAUGCUGAAAAUCUUCCUUUCCCUACUGAUUAUGCUGAUAGAUAUGUGUCUGCAGGAAGCAUUGAAUACUGGCCUGAACCACAAAGAGGCAUCAAUGAAGCUUAUAGGGUCUUGAAACCUGGUGGAAAGGCUUGUAUGAUUGGCCCUGUGUAUCCAACCUAUUGGUUGUCUCGUUUCUUUGCAGAUAUGUGGAUGCUGUUCCCAAAGGAGGAAGAGUAUAUUGAAUGGUUCGAAAAAGCUGGAUUCAAAGAUAUUCAACUCAAAAGGGUUGGUCCAAAAUGGUUCAGAGGGGUCCGUCGACAUGGGCUGAUCAUUGGAUGCUCUGUAACAGGAGUGAAGUCAAUGCCAGGAGAUUCUCCUCUACAGCUUGGUCCAAAAGUAGAAGAUGUGAAGAAGCCUUCGAGUGCUUUUGCUUCCCUUCUACGUUUUCUUAUCGGUUUCAUAGCAUCAGUAUACUAUAUUCAGCUAACUAAAUACAUGUGGAUCAAAGAUAAGAUUGUUCCCAAAGGUACGCCUCUUUGAGAGAGAGAGAGAGAGAGAGAGAGAGAGAGAUUCCUUUUUCGUGUUAGCCUUGUUGUUGUAAUAAGAUUGCCCAGAAAUGGUGAUGGAUUAUUAGUCCUUAUGUAAUCCGUUUGGAGGGUUUUCUGUACUUUCUCCCCCCACCCAAUUUUCCCUUUCUUUGCAAUAUUAUAUGAUCGAUAUUAUCAAGAAAAAAAAAAAAUUUGCCAAUAAGUGAUGAUGGAGUCGGUCCUUGAAUUAGAUCACUAUCAAAACAUUCCAUGAUAUAUACAAAAAUCCAUAUUUCUUAUCUGAUGUUGUUCUCUCUCUCUCUCCCCUCCUUUUGUUUAUUAUCCUUUUUGAAAUAUAUUAAACUCAGUUCUAGUCAAA
Molecule: messenger RNA, 1280 nt
Organism: Macadamia integrifolia
Lineage: Eukaryota; Viridiplantae; Streptophyta; Magnoliopsida; Proteales; Proteaceae
Product: 2-methyl-6-phytyl-1,4-hydroquinone methyltransferase, chloroplastic-like
Exons: 1
Coding region: 81-914 (277 amino acids)
Biological process (GO): methylation
Molecular function (GO): 2-methyl-6-phytyl-1,4-benzoquinone methyltransferase activity
Source: RefSeq, a predicted model, not a curated record